Molecule: messenger RNA, 911 nt
Organism: Cyprinus carpio (common carp)
Lineage: Eukaryota; Metazoa; Chordata; Actinopteri; Cypriniformes; Cyprinidae
Gene: tcf23
Product: transcription factor 23
Exons: 3
Coding region: 358-876 (172 amino acids)
Biological process (GO): developmental process; regulation of transcription by RNA polymerase II
Molecular function (GO): DNA-binding transcription factor activity, RNA polymerase II-specific; protein dimerization activity; RNA polymerase II transcription regulatory region sequence-specific DNA binding
Source: RefSeq, a predicted model, not a curated record
CGUCCCAGCAGGCCGAGGGGUCAAGGUUGUGUCUGCUGUGGGUCCGCAGCUGCGAGAGGCCUCUCUACUUUCCCAAGACCCUCCGCUAUUGCCGACCUGCCUGGGGACGCCAUGCAACUCUCCUGAGUCCGCUCCCUUGGCAGUGAGCACCCGUGGGAGGCAGGGCGAGAGAUAACGUACCGCUUGAAGAUCCCCACAUUACCUCACCAGAUAAGGCAGAGGGAGGGGAUGGAGCCGAGCGGCGUGGACAUUGGGCCUUUUGGUGGAGGAGAGGGCCGAACCCCUUCAAGCAUUUAGAAGGAAACGCUCAAAUGCUGUCAUUUACACUCUGGUUCGGUGGUCUCGCUGGUGGUUCUCAUGGCAGAGCGAGCGCUGGAAGAGGAUACGGCACAUAAGAGGAGGGAGAUGGGAGGAACGAGUGUGCGGAUGCAGAGAUGGACACAACCAUGCGUGAAACCGGCAACACAACGAGAGCCAAAGAAGUGGGUAAGGUCUGGACCGAUAACUCCAUCCAGGGCAUGUAAGACCCAAAACUCUCCUGAGAAUGCAGCGAGAGAGAGAAGUCGUGUUCGGAACCUUAGACAAGCCUUCCACAGCCUGCAGGCUGCUUUACCCUCCGUCCCUCCAGACACAAAACUCUCCAAACUGGACGUCCUGGUCCUGGCCACUAACUACAUCGCCCACCUGACCGAAACCCUGGACCAGGACGGGAUGUUGGGGGACCAAACCAUCCUGCAGAGAGCAGAGUACCUGCAUCCUGUGAAGAAAUGGCCCAUGCGUUCUCUUCUGUACUGUGGGAACAUAGGAGAGAGACUGACAGGAGCUCAGAUCAAUCAGGAGGCAUUGUGCCCAGCUGAAAGCAGACUAAAGGACUGAGAAGAUAUUGAGACACUCACCAGUUGUUAGAAAAC